Neurospora hispaniola is the source of this 1941-nucleotide messenger RNA. RefSeq lists its product as uncharacterized. Bases 1 to 1941 code for a protein of 646 amino acids. NCBI's taxonomy places the organism in Eukaryota, Fungi, Ascomycota, Sordariomycetes, Sordariales, Sordariaceae. The record is from RefSeq and is a predicted model, not a curated record. The transcript has a single exon.
AUGUCUACGCGCGCCGGACGAAGUGGAAGAGGCGGACGAGGCGGACGCGGUCGUGGACGUGGUGGCAACGCUACCUCAUCCGACGCCCAAGCUGCUCCAGUUCCUGCAUCGGGCUCACCGGACGCGCCAGCUGCGGACAACACGCUUGAGUUGCUUUUCGGCAACCUGCCACAGGACUUACAGCCACGGCUGAAGGACUGGGCAGAGGGUGUCGAAGAAGCCCACAGAGAGACCACAACAAGGCUCCGCGAGGUGGCACCAAACCCGACCGAACAAGAGUACAACGCGUUGAUUGAGCUGGUCGACGACCCUCUCUGGACGGCGCAAGACACUGCCUGGCUCAACGGGAAUUGCGCGCAGUUGGAACAAGCCAUCAACUCCCGCGAAAGGAACACUUAUAUGCAGUCACUGUGGAAGUUGACGCCAAAGUUCAUGGGCUGUGUGCCUAUUUCCAUCAUCUGCCCAGAGAGGCUGUUGGAAUACGGCAGUGAACACCCACCCAUUGCGGUGGGAAAUCACCUUGUGACUCACCCGAAUUGGCCAUCAAGAUUCUGUGACCAUUUGAGAUUCUUGGUUGUCCAUCCGGUCUUCAACAGGUCACCUAGCCUCCUCGCGCUGGCCAUCCAGUACGCCGUCAAGUGUCGUACCAACGACCGCCGUCGGUGGCCCAUACAAGAUCCCACAGGCAAUCGCUACAUCAGCCUGUUGGCGACCGCAUUUAGGAACGGUCACGGGCAGACCAAGACCGAGGACAUCCAUCGAGAUGUCCGUCAACAGAUGGAAGACCACCCUCCUCUUUGCCGCCUCCUACAGGAACUCGAGCGUGUCUCCAUUCCCAGGCAGCUGCCAGAACCUGUCGUGGACGACAGCGAGCCAUUCGCGGCAUACACCGUCACUACCUCAGACCUGCUCAACAUCAAGAAAGCUGUGGAUCGGGUAGCCAUGUGCGGCAUGCCAGAUUACCUGCCCGCCGAUUUGAGGUUCAUGUGGACCACGUCGGCAAUCCAUGGGCAUCCCUAUCCGCCAGCCAACCGCAUCAAGGAAAUCUUGUUGAAGGCGUAUAAGAGGCAAGUUCAGGAGGCUGAACUGAGGCGGAGACGGCCUGCUCAGGCUGCACAGCAACCGAUGCAUGCUGCCUAUGUGCCACCGGCAGAGGUGACACCAGCUGAAGAAACAGCAAGGCAGUUAGAGCAAGCAACUGCCACCAUCGCUAGGCUCCAAGAGGAGUUGACGCAAGCACGUCUGGUUGACCCGCAGCUGAUGGGGUCGAAUAACACGGCCUCACUCGAGCAACGGGCUACCGCGGCCGAGCAACGGGUUGCUCAACUCGAGCAAUCGAACGCAGCCUUGGUCGCCGAAAAGGCACAACUCGAGCAGAAGUGUGCUGGCGCAGAGACACGCGCUUCGGCUGCCGAACAGAAGCUCCUUGAGCAAUCGGCCUUGGUUCAGGGGCAGGAAAGUGACAUGGACCAACAGGCCAUUGCCCGAGUCGCUGAACUCGAGAGACAGCUGGCCGAAAAGGCAGAAAAGCUUCAGCAAUCGAACGCAGACUUGCUUCAGGCUCAAGAGUCAGUGAAGAUGAUCCAGGCCAGUCGCCAACAGGCGGAUGACCAAGUCACUGAACUCAAGAGACAGUUGGCCGAAAAGGCACAAGUCGAGCAGAAGUGUGCUGAUCUUGCCGACAACCUCCAGGCCCAACUCACGGCUCAACACGGGGAUGAUGACAUGGAACUGGACAAUGACAGUCAUGGCAUGGAUGGAGAUGAUAUGGAUCUAGACCCCUUCCAAGACGAAGCUGACGAUAGCCUUUUUCUGUCAACUGUUGAGGGUUUGUGCAAGAAGGCACCGGAGCAAAGCUCCAUGUCCCAAAUGCAAGAAGUACCCGACUACAAUACAGUGGCUAGGUUGUUGUCUUGGGUGAAGCAGGACUAUGUAGAUUGA